ACAUGGUUUGGCUUUCUUUGUGAUAAGGACAUGCCAAAUGACCAACUCGAUACAAUGGAUAAUGCUAAUACGCAAAGGGAUCCUGAGGAAACUCGAGAAGAAUCAAACAAUGAUGAAUCUAUUGUCGAUGAACCCACAACGGUCGAAGAUGAACCACCGGAGUCUACUAAUACAACGAUGGCGUCUACAACUGCUACGGCGGUGUCUACGAGUACAGCGACGGUGCCUACUUCUAACAUGUACCAAGGUAGGAAAAGACAACGUCGCAAUGAUGCUGCUGAUACUGCACAAAAUCAAAUGCUAAUUGAUGCAUACUCCAUUUUGAAAAAGACAUCGGCUACUCCUACUGACCACUAUGAAACGUUUGGAAUGCAUGUUGCAAGUGAACUCAGGAAAUAUGACAGCAACACUCUUCCUCAUGUGAAGAGGGCAAUAUUAGAUGUGUUGUUCAGAGCAGAUAUCGGAGAAUUUACCCCCAAUCACAACGUCCGUAACACUGCUGGGUACUACAGUUCAAAUUUCACUACACCGACUUCGUCUCGAGAUAGUUACCCUCCAACUCCUACUCCUUCAAAUUCCCAAUGUAUACUUGUUCAGGACCUUGAUUCAAGGCCUCCACAACAAGAAGACACCUUAGUAACCUACUUGACUAACAUAAAUCCUGAAAUUUUAAAUCCUGAAGAAAUGUAAUAACAUGACAUGUUGUUAUAUGCAAGCUACAUUGUUUAACAUUACAAUAUAUUGAUUUUUUGAAGUAAAUUGUUUUCUUACCUUUAUGUAGUCCCUUAGGGCUUCAAUAAGUGCAUCACAUACUUCUGGAACAAUCACAGAUAUUCGUUGUUUGGAUAUGCGAAAGAGGUAUUGCAAACUUGUAAAUGAAUCUCCAGUUGCUAGGAAUCUCAGAGUAAGAGCUAAUCUUUCCUUGACGGUAAUAGCACUUCGCAUGUACGUCUCACGUUUUUUCACGGCAGGCUCUACCAAUGUAACUAAAUGUUCAAAAUCUUGCUUGGACAUUCGCAAGAAAUUUGUCACGUCUUCUUCGAACCUCACGUCUUCUAGGAGUCUGUUCCCA
Molecule: messenger RNA, 1072 nt
Organism: Photinus pyralis (common eastern firefly)
Lineage: Eukaryota; Metazoa; Arthropoda; Insecta; Coleoptera; Lampyridae
Exons: 2
Coding region: 31-690 (219 amino acids)
Source: RefSeq, a predicted model, not a curated record